Molecule: messenger RNA, 1646 nt
Organism: Plasmopara halstedii
Lineage: Eukaryota; Oomycota; Peronosporomycetes; Peronosporales; Peronosporaceae
Exons: 1
Coding region: 803-1021 (72 amino acids)
Source: RefSeq, a predicted model, not a curated record
UUGCCAUAGUUGUGGUCAAGUGAGUUGUAAGUCGUGCAUUGUCACCCGUACAGUCAAUCAGACAAACAAGUUUUGCACCAAAUGUAUCCUUAUGGUCUCGACCCAUGGUGAAUCAAUCGAUCGUCACUUUGAACAAGGCUCACUAUCCUCGUCUUCAGAUCGUAGUCGUCAACAUCGAAAAUUAAAAAGUCCAAUAUCAUCGAAGUCCACGUACAAAAACAAUCAAAGUCCAAAAGUACCUGAGAUGCGUGUCGAUAUAAAACUUCUGACAGAAGUCAAGACAAGUAGCAAUAAUUGCAGUAUGUCGAGUACAGCAAGUGAGACGAGCUUUGACGACUCAAUUUCGUACUCUAUGGACCGUCGUGACAGCGAAACCCUACGGUAUAAUCCGUUAGGUGAAGAAAUGGUAGUGGAAACCUUGGAUACAACAAAGAUGACUCGCUGUGCUCCUCGUACCAUUUCAUCUUCAAUACCUAGUGUCGAAACUGUCAAGGAUGCGAUCGCGCAUCAACAAUACAUAUUAAAAGAAAUGCUGUUGCAAGCUAAAGCUUAUCAACAGCAAAAGACGCGAAUGUAACUAGUGUUGUAAACUUAGCUUGAAUGAAUAAGGGGUAAGCUAAAUUGCCACCUGCUGUCUUGAUCGAAGAGACUAUAAGUAUUACAUUAGAACUAUUUUAUUAUAAACUCCAUUGGCAGCAAGGAUAAAAGACAAAUAAAAUGUAUUUUGUGUGUGCUGACCAUUGGCGAGGCUCGAGUUUAUCCUUUUUUUCAACAUUUACAGGGUCGGCGUAGUGUUACAUCAAUGCGUCAAUUGGGCUAUCAAAUACUACUUGCGACGUUUGAGCCAACGAAAGACUUAGGUGACAAUCAGCCCUCGAAAUUUUUACAGUGCACCACUCUAGGGCAUAAAUCCUUUUGUGAACUCCUUUCAAAAGGAGCAAGUUUCCAAUUCAAGGCCUUUUCGGUAGACAGUUGCGAAGUCGCGACGGGGAAUAAUUGGCGGUGCUUUUGUACGGCCUAAACCUACUUCGACAGCUUUGUAUUUCACGUUGUUUGUAGACUUGUUGGCAUCGUGACGAUGACAAAUUUGGUCACUGCUCGUUUAACGACCUAGGCUAAGUUACUGACAUACGCAAAACAAAACGAUUGCAUGUCCAGGCAUGUGAUAGCGAUUUAUCAAAGCGAGGCAAAUGUAGAAGUUAAAAUUUGACACGACGGAUGCAAAACUACUUGAAUCGAGAAAGCAUGGUGUAGUUGAAAACGUUUGCUCACCACCUUACGAAUCCAUGCGAAGUUAUUGAAGCAGCACAACAAAUAAAAUGCAUUUUCAGUAAUAAUGAUUUUUUUUUAGCUACACGAGCGGACUCGAGCGGUCUCAGUGUUCACACCUACUUGUCAUCGUAGUCAAAGAUAUACCAAAAUACUAUUCUCAGCAUCCCCAUUAUCCCAUAGGUAUACCAUAAGCUAACGUAAGUGAAGAUAUUCCGAUCAUUAAUUUUUGAUCACGCUGCAUCGGAUACUGAUUGCAUUAGUCUCUUGGCGUCAACUAUCUUCAUUUUUUACGUUCAAUUAUGUCUCCCAACCAACUUGCGUGUUUGCACUAAGAUCUUUAUUUGUAAGGAUACCUGCGCAACUCUAUAAACACA